Messenger RNA from Effrenium voratum, 2888 nucleotides. The record is from the annotation of a GenBank genome assembly. Lineage: Eukaryota; Dinophyceae; Suessiales; Symbiodiniaceae.
GGUUGGAGGCGAAAACGACGAACCCCUCGCGGCACAUUCGCUCAUGGGCCAUGCGGCCGCAACCGCGCUGUUGCUGCUGCCAGUGGCGGUUGCGAGGAACGUCAACGUUCCCCACCCCGAGGAGUUCGUCAAUGUGCUGGCCGGCACGGCAGGCGGCCAAUCCGCCGGCACCCACCACAGCUCCGGCAACGUGCUGCCGCUGGUGGCGAGGCCCUGGGGCUUCAACCACUGGGCGCCGCAGAGUUUGGACCCCGCGCAGCACAACUCCUGGUGGUUCGAUGCCAAUGCGGACACCUUCUACGGCCUGCGGUGCACGCACCAACCCUCCCCGUGGAUUGGCGACUACGGGUGGUUCCUGCUUACGAUCCACACCGGCUACCCACAGAACCAGCGCAUGGGUUUCACCUCGUACCACUCGGAGGGUGCGCUGCAGCCUCAUCUGCUGGACCUCACCUUGGGCCCCUACGGGCACCGGGUGCAGAUGACCCCCACCAGCCACGGCGGUCUGGUGAAGGUCUCCUUCCCCAGCGCCGCGGCCAUGCGGAAGGUCUGCGUAAUGGUGCCAAAGGGCCCUCCCAAAGACAAGGACGAGAAGCGGGCCGCCAGAGUGAAGACCACCUCGGGGAGUUGCACUGAGUCCGUGGGGGGCAUCAACUUGGAGAGCCGGCGCUUCGCGGAUGGCGUGCCAGAGGGCUUCUUUACCCUCUUCGCUCGCCUGGAGUCCCCAGGCACCCGGAUCGAGGAGCAGCAGCUGGCCGAUUGCCAGGAGCAGAACUGCGCCUACGAGCCCAUGAAUAUGCCAGGCUUCGAGCGGAUCGCCUUGGGCGGGCUCUCAGAGUGCCAGAGUAGGUGCGCGCACACGGCCAACUGUGCUCACUUUACCUGGUGGGGCGAUGGUGGCUGUCACCUUGCGGACGCCAACGCCAAGAAGAAGACCCAGGGGGGUGUGCAGUGCGGGCCACCCCGCUGCCAGGACUCCUCGAUCCGAAACUGCUGCUUGGUGACCAGCAGUGAGGAGAUGGAGAUAUCCAUUGGAACUAGCUUCAUUUCAGCCGCGCAAGCGCUGAGGGCGCUGGAUGCCGAGGUGCAGGGCCGCAGCUUUCAGCAGCUGGCCGCCGAGGGAGCCACUGCCUGGCGCAGCCUGCUGCGACAGGUGGAGGUCUUGGACGCGGGGCCGGCCACGGCCACCACCUUCAGGCGCUUGGAGGUGUUCUACACCUCGCUCUACCGCGCGCUGCUCUUUCCCCGACGCCUGGACGAGGAAACGCCGGCAGGCAUCCAGCACUGGAGCCCCUACAACGGCAAAGUGGUGGAAGGCAUCGGUGUCAGCGACAAUGGUUUCUGGGACACUUUCCGGACUGUGUACCCGCUGCUAUCCAUCGCCUACCCCAAGCACUUGUCCAGCUUCAUCGUGGGCUGGCUCAACGCCUUUAAGGCGGGGGGAUGGCUGCCCAAGUGGGCCAGCCCGGGGUACCGGGACUCCAUGGUGGGUACCUUUGCGGAUGUGGUUCUAGCAGACGCCAUCAUCAAGAACAUCUCAGGCUUUGACGUGGACUUGGCCUGGCAAGCGCUGUACAAAGACGCCUACGAGGCCUACACGGACUCCUCGCGAGGCAAGCUAGGCUUGAAAUACUACAAGGCGAAUGGCUUCGUCCCCAUCGACGUGGGUAUCAGCGAGGCAUGCUCCCGGACGCUGGACUUCGCCUUCGCGGACGCGGCCUGCGCCAUGGUGGCCAGACGCCUGGGCCGGCCCAAGGAGGCGCUGGAACUACGCGAGCGCAGCCAGAAGGCGCUGCGGAAGCUCUUUGAUGCCAAGACCGGGCUGAUGGGCCACCGGAAGAAGACCCAGGACUUUGUGCAGGAGGCGCCCGAGACGUGGGGGGACUGCUACACUGAGGGCUCUGCCUGGCACCACUCCUUCCCGCCCUUCGACCUCACCACCCUGGCAGAGCUGCAUGGGGGCCGGCCCCAGCUACUGGAGAAGCUGCGGACGCUCUUCACCGUGCCUGCGGAGUUCAAGACGGGCUCCUACAAGGUGGAGAUCCACGAGAUGCGGGAGAUGCGGAUGCUGGGCAUGGGCCAAUACGCCCACAACAACCAGCCGACGCAUCACCUGCCAUACUUGUUCUCGAUGCUGGGGGACCAGAACUUGACGGCCAAGCUGGUGAGGGAGAUCCUCUCCCGCGCCUACUCUCCCGAGGGCUUUGCGGGAGAUGAGGACAACGGCGAGAUGGGGUCCUGGUACGUGCUGAGCGCGCUGGGGCUUUAUCAGCCCGCGCCGGGCGUUACAGAGGACUUCACGCUGGGUGCUGUGCCUUUGUUCCCCCGAACGAGGCUCCGGGAGCUGGACAUCACGGUGGAGGCGCCCUCUGCCGCCAGCGCAGCGCCCCCGGUGCAGGAGGUGCUUUGGCACUCCAAGCGGCUGCAGGGCACCAGCAUUUCGUACACCCAGCUGCGCAGCGGCGGGAUCCUGCGCUUCCUCUCCCCGCAAAGCUCGACGCUUGGGAACUACGUCUCCUCAAUGCGGGGCGCCUUGCACCGGGCAGCGCGCCAGGUGCGUGAGGCUGCGCAGCGGUCGGUGGCGGAGGGGGCCUUGAGCCCGCCGUCGAUGGUGGUGGACGAGGUGGUUGUGUCCGUGGAGGCACCCAAGGAGGCCGCAGCGCUGUCGCCGGCGCCGGAGGCCGCCGGAGCUCCCGCCGCCGGCCAGCGCCCGGGGCCGCCGGUCGUCGUCGGGUGGUGGCCUGUGGCGCUGGUGGGGUGCGCGGCGGCGCUGGUGCUCUUCCGGGCCUCCAGGUCGUGCCGCAAGCGCAGCACCCGCAAGGAAUGAGACGAGCGCCGGUCUGUUAGUGCAACGGUCCUUGCUCCGUGUCAAAGUCGGCAGGCGCCUU